Molecule: messenger RNA, 2049 nt
Organism: Hibiscus syriacus
Lineage: Eukaryota; Viridiplantae; Streptophyta; Magnoliopsida; Malvales; Malvaceae
Exons: 9
Coding region: 1-2049 (682 amino acids)
Source: RefSeq, a predicted model, not a curated record
AUGUAUCUUCGUUGUUCUUUAAAGAAUCUUCGCAAACGUGAUCAGAGCAUGAAGGAGUAUCUUGUUCAAAAUCAAGCUAUUUGUGAUAGUCUUGCUGCUUGUGGUAAUCCCUUGACAAAAACGGUUGACAUUUCUGCUAUCUUAUAUGGCCUACGGCCAAAAUAUGAGCAUGUGGUGGUCGUCAUUGCCUCGAGUCAACUGCCAUAUAAUCUACAUGGUGUUUGCAGUGUUCUUCUUGACAUAGAGGCAAGUUCUUUGCAAAGCGGCGCGUAUGGGGUUUCUGGUUUCCACGAUGGUGUUCACGAUGUCUACGGAGUCUAUGCCAAUUCUAAUGGUUAUGGAGUAUUGACCGGUGGUUCUAUUUGCUGUGGGGCUUCGGAUGAUAAUGUUGUCACGAUUGCUGGUGGCUUUAGAGCUUGGGGGUAUGGAGAUACGGCCUUGUAUCCUGAUUCCGGUGCUACGACUCAUCUGAAUCCUGAUGGUGUUAAGGUUAUUCACUUUGUUCCAUAUUUUGGUCCGGGUAAGGUUUCGGUUGCCAAUGGCAUGGUUUUCCAAUCUCAGAGUUUAAAGGGUGAUGAAAAUGUUCAUGAUUACUUGGUUGCUGGAUGUUCCAAGCCUGAUAAGGCGACCAUUAAGGGUUCUUUACAGUCUGUUAGUAAUGUUACUUUUGAUGAGUCUAUGGUUUCUUCACAUACUGUUUGUGAUGAUUCUGAUUCUGUUGAUUCUUGUCUUGUGAAUUUGCAUAGUUCUAGUUUGAACACUCAUGAUGUUUGUAAUAUUGUAACUAGUGAUGUUGAGCUUUGGCAUUGUAGGUUGGGACAUCCGUCCACUGUUGUUUUAGCUCAAUUUCUUAGGCAAUUUAGUUCAAAUGGACUUGUGGGUCCUGCAACUUUAGUUUCCAACAAUUCUUGUUAUUAUCUUAGUUUUCUUGAUGCUUGCACAAGGUUUACUUGGAUUUAUUUCUUGACUAGAAAACCGGAUAAUGUAACUUCAUUUCAUGUGAUGGUUGAGAGGCAAUUUAAUUGUAAGUUAAAGGUUACUCAAUCUGAUUGCGAGGAUACACUGUCGGUAUCAGUUGCUGAUCAGAGAAUUGCUGCAAAGUUUGUUUAUCCCAAACUUGCUGAGCCUGCAGGUUCAAUUGUCGCUGCUUCAUCUCAGGUUCCUCAUAGUGUUGGAUCACAAGGAUGCUCUGGUUUUGCUAAUCAGCGUGCAAGGAGUUCUGAUAGUGAAGCUCAGGAUACUACUAAUUCUGAGACUAAUAUACACAUGUCUUCUGCUCAUGGUGUGUCAGCUGCUCAUGGCUGUACUGCUGGUUCUGAUGACAGUCCUGGUGAAGUUCAAUCUAAGAAGUCAAAAACGUUAAAUUCUCAUCCGAUGGUUACUCAAUCCAGGGCUGGGGUUUUCAAACCUAAAGCUUUUCUAGCUGAAGCCACAUCUUUAGAGUCUUCAAUGGUUCCGUCUUUGGAGCCUACAAAUGUUCAUCAAGCUAUGAAGUAUAGUGUGUGGAGAGAAGCAGUGGAAAAAGAACUUACUGCUCUUAGUGAGAAAGAUACUUGUGAACUGGUUAUGUUACCUCCUGAUAGAGUUCUAGUUGGCUUCAAAAGGCUGUUUAAAAUCAAGAAAAACUCUGACGGCAAUUUUGCUCGUUACAAAGCUCAUCUAGUUGCUAAGGGGGGAAAUAUAAGUGCAUGGAGUUCGAAGAAACAAAGGGUGGUAUCUCGUUCUUCCACAGAAGCUGAGUUUCGUAGUUUGGCUAAUGCUGAGUGUGAAGCGAUAUGGGUUAAGUCUUUAUUAGCUGAACUAGGUGUUCAUCUUACAUCUACACCUGUUAUUUGGUGCGAUAAUACUAGCGUGAUUGCUCAUUCGGCCAACCCGGUGCAUCAUGCCAAACUCAAACACGUUGAACCUGACUUGUGUUUUGUAAGGGAAAAAGUUAUGGACGGUUCUUUUCAUGUCAACUAUGUUCCAGCAGUUGAUCAAGUUGCCGAUGUUCUAACCAAACCCUUGUCUGCUCCGUUUUUCGUCCGUCUCAGGAACAGCUUCGUGUAG